ACACUAUUUAUUGAAUAAAGACUUCCAUAAAUUUAUGCACUGAAAGUCUCGAAGAAAAGAGAAGGCAACAUCUCAUGACAAACAACGAUGGAUGUUGCGACCUAAACAACAGUUACAUUGAUUUUGAGCCUUAUUGCAAGUGGCGAAGAGGCGAGAAGAUCAAACGAGAAAACUCAAGAGACGGGAAGAUCAAACGAGAGUUAGGAGACAUUCUUGAGAUCCAUCUCCAUGGAUUCAAAAGGGAACAACUGAAGGCUUCCAGUGAUGGGAAAACCUUGAAACUCACCGGAGAAAUGGAACCGGAUGAGUAUUCAUUGAUCAGGAGAUUUUCUAAAGAAGUCGAUAUUUCCAAGGAUUAUCAGACAGACAACAUAAAAUUAAGUUUUAAUCGUGGCGUUCUUUCCUUGACAAUGCUUAAGAAAGUUCCUUUGUGGCGGCAGGCAUUGAAACAGCUUGGCUCAGAGGGUUUCCUUUGCACGAUGGAAAUGGAGAACAUGCAGGAAAAGUUGGUGAAAAUCACAGCAGCAGUCUUUCUUGGGAUGACUGUUGGGUAUCUUUCUUGUUAAGGUUUGGUUGAUUGAGCCAUUUCAAUGCUCAAGCUGGGAAUAUCACAUUGAAAUAACAAUAAUAAUAAUAAUAAUUCAUCAUCUUGUUUAA
Messenger RNA from Juglans microcarpa x Juglans regia, 657 nucleotides. RefSeq lists its product as uncharacterized. The transcript is spliced from 2 exons. The record is from RefSeq and is a predicted model, not a curated record. Bases 75 to 566 code for a protein of 163 amino acids. NCBI's taxonomy places the organism in Eukaryota, Viridiplantae, Streptophyta, Magnoliopsida, Fagales, Juglandaceae.